Messenger RNA from Frieseomelitta varia, 1919 nucleotides. RefSeq names its product protein FAM50 homolog. NCBI's taxonomy places the organism in Eukaryota, Metazoa, Arthropoda, Insecta, Hymenoptera, Apidae. The transcript has 5 exons. The coding region runs from base 404 to 1423 and encodes 339 amino acids. Gene Ontology annotation, biological process: chromatin organization. The record is from RefSeq and is a predicted model, not a curated record. Gene Ontology annotation, cellular component: nucleus.
UUUUUAAAUUUUCUAAUGUCUAAGAGUUUUAUUAAGUUGGCGUUGUCGGUUUGGAAACACUUUUUGGUGAAAUGAUUUAGUGAACAUAGAGGUGAAAUGAUUUAGUGAACAAUUCUGUAGAGGUAGCGGUUGCUACAGAACUAUGCUGCUAGUAGUGACAUACUGCCAUUGCUCGUGAUAGCGUCGCUUAGUAGUUGAGUGUUCGUAUGUGAUUGUGUAUUUUUUUUUAACUUUCUUAAUGAAAUUAAUGAAAAACACUUACACUAUUAAAUAUAUAUGUAUUGCAACUAAUAGUAUUUGUAAUAACUAAACAAACCUUUGCUCUAAAUCAGUAUCAACUUGAUAUUUAUUAAGUAUCAAAAUUCUUCAUUGAAAAAUAUUGCUCUGACAUACAUUAGAAAAUAUGGCACACUAUAAAGGAGCAGCCAGUGAAGCUGGCAGAGCGAUGCAGUUAAUGAAAAAAAGAGAAAUUGCUCAACAAGAGAUAGAAUUAAGGAAAAAGAAAAUAGAAGAUGAUCUAAAGAUACACAAUAUUGAAAACAAAUUUGCAACACAUUACAAUGCAGUUGAACAACAGUUGAAAACUUCUACUAUUGGUUUAGUUACUUUGAAUGAAAUGAAAGCAAAACAAGAGAAUAUAGUAAAAGAACGUGAGCGAAAAUUAGCACAAAAGGAACGUGAAAAAGAACAAGAGAAAGAAAGAGCCCUUGCUGCGAAACAAGCUGAGAAAAAUAAGCAAAAGAAACAGAUACAAGCCUUGUCAUUUAAUUUAGAUGAAGAUGAAGUAGAGCUUUCUGAAGAGGAAAUAGAAUCAAAGGAUACUGAACCAGUAAUAAAAAGAAUAAAGAAAAAUCCAGAUGUGGACACGAGUUUUCUGCCUGAUAGAGAAAGAGAAGAAGAGGAGAAUAGAUUGAGAGAAGAACUAAGACAAGAAUGGGCUAGAAAACAAAAUGCAUUAAAAGAAGAAGAGAUUGAAAUCACUUUCAGUUAUUGGGAUGGUUCUGGACAUAGAAGAAGUGUUAUUAUGAAAAAAGGUAAUUCCAUUUAUCAGCUUCUUCAGAGAUGUCUAGAAGUAUUAAGACGUGAAUUCAGUGAGCUUAAAACAGUCAUGGCCGAUCAGUUAAUGUAUGUUAAAGAAGAUCUUAUUUUGCCACAUCAUUAUACAUUUUAUGAUUUCAUUGUAACAAAGGCAAGAGGAAAGAGUGGACCUCUUUUUACAUUCGAUGUUCAUGAUGAUAUCCGUGUUAUGCAUGAUGCUUCUGUAGAAACAGAAGAAUCUCAUGCUGGAAAAGUAUUACUCAGAUCUUGGUACGAAAGGAAUAAACAUAUAUUUCCUGCUAGUCGAUGGGAACCUUUUGAUCCAACAAAAAGUUAUGAUAAAUAUACAAUAUCAGAUAAAAAUAGGAAAAAAGACAAAAUUUAGUGAAAGAUAAAUUAUAUAGGAAAUAAUUGUACAUAAUUGUAAUUAAUCCAUAUUAUGUUCAGGGAAAUUAGACAAUUUUGUUUUGUUAAUAUAUUUAAUAUAUAUUAUAGUAUAUUUUUGAAAUAUUAGUAUAAUAUUUGUAUAAUAGUAUAUUUGUAUAAUAAUAUAUCAAUAAUAUUUGUAUAAUAGUAUAUUAAUAUAUUUCAAUAUUUAUAAUUUACAAUUUUUUAAUUAUAAAUUUAAUACAUUACUUAGUACAUUUUAACAAAGAUAUAAUAAUAUGAAUUAAUUAUAUAUUGAAAAUUAUCCAUUUUACAUGUUUAAUUCAUCUUUGGCGACAUUUACAAUGUAUUAAUAAUCUGAGCUUUAGUAUUUCAGUUGUAAGAUCAUUAUCAAUAUCCUGCAAACUUUUUAUUGUAUCUAUCUAUUGUAUCUUUUAUACUAUUAAUUGUUGAAAUUAUACUGUUUGUAUCAAACACACAGUCAUUGUUUUUUU